CGAAGCACAUCCGACUGGGGCUAUGUUGGAGAUCUGGUGGAGGAUGAUGACAAGAUAGGUCUUUACAGCUACAAGGUUCAAUCCACCAUAACGUCUCGGUUGGCCAACACGAUGAUCCAAGCCAAAAUGGUGAAUAAUGCAAAACGGCCCCAGCACAUAGUGUUUGAUGUACAGGUCCCCAAAGGAGCUUUUAUUGACAACUUUACUAUGGAUAUCAAUGGGAUAACAUUUACCAGCCAAAUUCGGGAAAAAUCCGAAGCCAGAAAAAUGUAUGCUCAAGCAAAGGCCAAAGGCAAAGCUGCUGGAAUAGUAAGGAGCAAUGCCUUGGAUAUGGAGAACUUCAAAACUGAAGUGAACGUGCCCCCGGGGAUGAAGAUCCAGUUUGAACUUCACUACCACGAGAUGAUUCGAAGGAAACUGAGCUCCUACGAGCACACCAUCUCUGUGAGGCCAGGUCGCUUGGCAAAGCACAUGGAGGUGGAUGUCCGGAUCAUCGAGCCCCAGGGGCUUCGCUACGUGCAUGUUCCUAACUCCCUCGGGGACCAUUUCGAUGGACUCGCCACCAUCUCCAAGGGAGAGAAAAAGGCCCAUAUUUCUUUCAAGCCAACCAUGACUCAACAACGAAAGUGCCCCACGUGCUCCUCCACAGCAGUAGAUGGAAAUUUUGUGGUGCAAUAUGAUGUGAACAGAGAUACCACGGGUGGAGAACUGGAAAUUUUUAAUGGCUAUUUUAUUCACUUCUUUGCUCCGGAAAAUCUUGAUCCUCUGCCCAAAAACAUUUUAUUUGUUAUAGAUGUCAGUGGCUCGAUGUGGGGACUGAAAAUGAAACAAACCAUCGAGGCCAUGAAGGCAAUACUGAGUGAGCUCCGUGCUACUGAUCAGUUCUCCCUGAUCGACUUCAACCACAACGUCCGAUGCUGGAGAGAUAACCUGGUCUCAGCCACCCCAGCACAGGUGGAGGAUGCCAAGAAGUACAUCCAGACAAUCCAUCCCAAUGGGGGCACAAAUAUCAACGAAGCUCUUCUCCGAGCCACAUUCAUCCUGAGCGAGGCCCAAAACUUAGGCAUGUUGGACCCUAACUCAGUCUCCAUGAUCGUAUUUGUGUCUGAUGGAGACCCAACAGUAGGUGAGCUGAAGCUGACGACGAUCCAGAAGAACGUGAAGCAGAGCAUGAAGGAUGAGUUCUCUCUCUUCUGCCUGGGGAUUGGGUUUGAUGUAGAUUACGAUUUCCUGCAGAGAAUCGCCGUCGACAACCGCGGCAUGGCCCAGAGGAUUUUUGGAAAUCAGGAGACUUCUGCCCAAAUGAAGAAUUUCUACAACCAGGUCUCCACCCCACUCCUAAAGAAGAUUCAGUUCAACUACCCCCAGGAGUCAGUGUCAGAUGUCACCCAGAGCAGCUUCCACAACUACUUUGGUGGCUCGGAGAUAGUAGUGGCUGGGAAGGUGGACACAGACAACCUCCAGCACCUGGAAAGCAUCGUUACAGCCACAGCGGCCAAUGCUGAGCUUGUCAUGGAAACCCUGCGAGACGUCGAAGAGCUGGAUGGCUUCAUGAAGAAAGACAGAUAUGCAGAUCCUGAAUUCACUAAAAAGCUGUGGGCCUAUCUGACUGUCAACCAGAUGCUGGCAGAGAGAAACACAGCCCCCACUGCAGCUUUGAAGAGGAACAUCACCAAAUCCAUCCUACAGAUGUCUCUUGACCACCAUAUUGUUACCCCCUUCACAGCCAUGCUGAUAGAGAACGCCGAAAAGGACGAGAUAAUGCUGGCAGACCAGCCCAAAGACCCCAGAAGGGGCUGCUGCUCAGGUACUCUGGGAUUAACUCCAAAUGCACCCAAUAAUAACAAAGGUAUCCCAGCCUGGGCCAACAUCACCGCCGUGCCAGUCAGCUACACGCCUGAGCAAAGGAGUCCUCCUGUGUCCUCUCUGAGCAUAAACAGAG
Merops nubicus (carmine bee-eater) is the source of this 1942-nucleotide messenger RNA. RefSeq names its product inter-alpha-trypsin inhibitor heavy chain 2 (gene ITIH2). The record is from RefSeq and is a predicted model, not a curated record. The annotation marks the transcript as partial. The transcript has 14 exons. Lineage: Eukaryota; Metazoa; Chordata; Aves; Coraciiformes; Meropidae.